Molecule: messenger RNA, 1489 nt
Organism: Dendrobium catenatum
Lineage: Eukaryota; Viridiplantae; Streptophyta; Magnoliopsida; Asparagales; Orchidaceae
Product: zinc finger CCCH domain-containing protein 39
Exons: 4
Coding region: 558-1352 (264 amino acids)
Molecular function (GO): mRNA binding; metal ion binding
Source: RefSeq, a predicted model, not a curated record
UAAGGCCGGUUCUAUUCCGUACGGUUAACGCGCGGAGAAGCUGAAAUCUCGCGGGCAGAGGCGGGGCAGACGUGCUAAGCAACAAAGAUUCUAUUAACGGAAACCUUCGGAUGGAUUAAAUCCUAAAAUUUCCUUUAUUAUUAUACUCCUUAAGGCUUAAGGCAUUUCUUCAAUUUUUAGGGUUUUCUAAAUCAAAUACCCUCGUUGAUCUCUCUCGUCGAUUCUAGGGUUUCUCUUAUUCACCGCCAUUUUCGAUUGAAUUCGUCCCGGGCCUAUCUAAUUCUGAUAUAGACGACUUUCCUCAUUCUAUAAUUGAAUCCUCGUAUCUCUUACGCGGAGGUUCGUCUUUAGAUGAUGAACCUAAAUCUUGAUUCUGAGUUUGAUUGUUUUUCAUAUAUCACUGUUGGUGCUUUUCUGCAUUUCUCAUAUAUAUUACUUUUUCUUUUGUGAACAUUAGUAAUUUCCAUGCUUUGUUGAUAUAUCGCCUUCAUUUAUCUUGAAAGCCCAUUGUAGCUCUUUGCCUUUCUCCUGUGCUAUUAAAAAUAUUCUGUUCAACCAUGGAUCAUCCCUUUGCUUUCCCUGGCCCAUUCGACUUUUCGAUCACCACGGAACAGAGAAUCUCAGAAGAAAUCGGGAAUUGUCCUCAAAUUCCACCUUUUUUCCCGAAUCUAACAUACCACGGCUCCAGUACACCUCAAUCAGUAUAUUUCAAGACCCGUAUGUGUGUGAAAUUCAUGUCUGGUUCCUGUUCCAAAGGUGGCAGCUGCAACUUCGCUCACAGCAUUGAAGAACUCCGCAGGCCUGCUGGAAAUGUGGAUGUGAGAGCCUUGUUUCCUCAGGUAGACGGCAGUAGAAGGAAUGAACAAAAUCCCAUAAUUUCUGGUGAACUUUUUGAUGCAAGGGAGAAGCAAAAGCUGCAUAGGAACAAAGUUUGCUGGAAGUUUUAUCAUGGUGAGCUCUGUCCUUAUGGUGACAAGUGCAGUUUUAGUCAUGUACAGCCAGGUUCGCUUCAGGAUAGCUCCUUACCCAGUCAGAAACCUAUGUGUUGGAAGACAAAGAUUUGUCAUAAGUGGUCGACUUCUGGUAGUUGCUCAUAUGGUGAUCAAUGCAGUUAUGCUCAUGGACAUUCAGAAUUAAGGAAGCUCGGAGGGGAUAAUGAUGAAUUGGUUGAGAAGAAUGUUGUUGCAGCUCGUCCCAAAUGUGCUAUUAACAUAACUGAUGAAAUUUUAUCUAAGACAACGGCAGAGCCUAGAGAGUCCAGAGAAGCUGCUGUAUCUCAGCCAAAAAUUAGAACUCUUACUUUGAAAAAAAUUAGUCGCAUCUAUGGGGAUUGGAUUGAUGAUUUUGCCUGAUUUAUGGCAUAAAUUCCUCUGUGAGUAACUCAUUUUUUGUCUGAUCAAACAAUGUUAGAAUUCAGCAACUCUUCGUGAUGUAAAUGACAUGCAUUCUAUAUCCUUUUUUAUAACAACUUUCAGGGUUGCUUUUCAAA